Nymphaea colorata (pocket water lily) is the source of this 1894-nucleotide messenger RNA. Its product is annotated as serine hydroxymethyltransferase, mitochondrial. Gene Ontology annotation, cellular component: cytoplasm. The record is from RefSeq and is a predicted model, not a curated record. Gene Ontology annotation, biological process: tetrahydrofolate interconversion; L-serine catabolic process; folic acid metabolic process. Lineage: Eukaryota; Viridiplantae; Streptophyta; Magnoliopsida; Nymphaeales; Nymphaeaceae. The coding region runs from base 143 to 1699 and encodes 518 amino acids. The transcript has 16 exons. Gene Ontology annotation, molecular function: serine binding; glycine hydroxymethyltransferase activity; pyridoxal phosphate binding.
GCCACACUUACCUCUGUUUGUCUUUUUCUCCUUUAUUUUCCCACCAACGCCCGCCAUGAAAUCUCAGAAUCGAUAGAAACAGUAUACAUAGAGAGAGAGAGAGAGAGAGAGAGAGAGAAGAAGAGAGAGAGGGAGAGAGGGAAUGGCGAUGGCAAUGGCUGCUCUGCGGAGGCUCUCUACGUCGGCUAGGUCCUGCCGACAACCCGUUAACGGAGGCGCCGUUUACUAUAUGUCAUCUCUUCCCAACGAGGCUGUGUGCGAGAAGGAGAAACCUGGUGUUACGUGGCCAAAGCAACUUAAUGCUCCACUUGAGGUGGUGGAUCCGGAGAUCGCAGAUAUUAUCGAGCUGGAGAAAGCGAGGCAAUGGAAGGGUCUUGAACUUAUUCCGUCUGAGAAUUUCACUUCUGUGUCAGUCAUGCAAGCAGUUGGAUCUAUUAUGACUAACAAAUACAGUGAAGGCUAUCCUGGUGCACGUUAUUAUGGUGGAAAUGAGUAUAUUGAUAUGGCAGAAUCUCUAUGUCAAAAGCGUGCACUAGAAGCAUUUCGGUUGGAUCCCAAGAAGUGGGGAGUAAAUGUGCAGCCUUUGUCUGGAUCUCCUUCAAACUUUCAAGUCUACACUGCUGUGCUUAAAGCCCAUGACAGGAUUAUGGCACUUGAUCUUCCUCAUGGUGGACAUCUUUCACAUGGUUACCAGACUGACACAAAGAAGAUAUCUGCUGUCUCCAUAUUUUUUGAGACAAUGCCCUAUCGGUUGGAUGAGAGUACUGGCUAUAUUGAUUAUGACCAGCUAGAAAAAAGUGCAGCUCUCUUUAGGCCAAAACUUAUAGUUGCUGGUGCAAGUGCCUAUGCACGCCUUUAUGAUUAUGCACGGAUUCGCAAGGUCUGUGACAAGCAAAAGGCCAUUCUCUUGGCUGACAUGGCACACAUUAGUGGUCUGGUUGCUGCAGGUGUUAUUCCAUCUCCUUUUGAUUAUGCAGAUAUUGUGACCACAACAACACACAAGUCACUCCGUGGGCCUCGUGGUGCCAUGAUCUUUUUCCGGAAGGGGGUUAAAGAGGUCAACAAACAAGGACAAGAGGUGUUGUAUGAUUUUGAGGAGAAAAUUAAUGCAGCAGUCUUUCCUGGGCUUCAAGGUGGCCCACAUAAUCAUACUAUUACUGGCCUAGCAGUUGCCCUCAAACAGGCUACCACUCCUGAAUACAAAGCCUACCAGGAACAAGUGCUCAGUAAUUGCUCAAAAUUUGCUGAGUGCUUACAAAACAAAGGUUAUGAGCUUGUCUCUGGAGGAACUGAAAACCACCUUGUCUUGGUGAAUCUGAAAAAUAAGGGGAUUGAUGGUUCUAGAGUUGAAAAGGUGAUGGAACUAGUUCAUAUUGCAGCCAACAAGAACACAGUUCCUGGUGAUGUUUCUGCCAUGGUCCCUGGUGGCAUCAGGAUGGGAACACCGGCCCUGACAUCCAGAGGUUUCACUGAGGAGGAUUUUGCUAAAGUAGCAGACUUUUUUGAUGCUGCAGUCUCACUAGCUCUAAAGAUCAAGGCGGAAACAAAAGGAACAAAGUUGAAGGACUUUUUGAACACUAUCCAGACAAGUGCACAUUUCCAAUCAGAGAUUCAGAAGCUCCGCUAUGAUGUUGAGGAGUAUGCAAAGCAAUUCCCUACAAUUGGAUUUGAAAAGGAAACAAUGAAGUAUAAGAACUGAUGACAGCCUAAUUACGCUAGCAGGAUGAAAAGGUGCUCUUGGUGUGAGGGUUUCGAGUCCUGUUGAUGCGGAAAGUUGUACGGGGAGGCAACUUGAUCUACAGGCAUAUUUGUAAAAGCAACUGAACUUUCUUUGGAGCAACGAUGCUGUUGGUUGCGUACCAAAGCCCAAAUAUCAAUGUAUCUCGUUGGAUUA